This is a messenger RNA of Periconia digitata, 232 nucleotides long. Lineage: Eukaryota; Fungi; Ascomycota; Dothideomycetes; Pleosporales; Periconiaceae. The record is from the annotation of a GenBank genome assembly.
GACAAGCUUUGAUAUCCACAAUACUGUAUACCCAGUAUGAGCAAUCGGGCGAGCUUUUGCAGAAUAUAUGAGUAUUGGCUUCAAGAAUGAUGUUCUAUGCAAAGCCCAGAUCAAGUACGCGAACAUUACUUCGACGUAUGCUGAUGCUGUAUUUAAUGGCCAAAAUCGAGCAAUGCAGCUAGGUGAGCAUAGCCGCAACCAGUCUUGUGAAUGCGUCACGGCCCGUUAUUGA